Elgaria multicarinata webbii is the source of this 2951-nucleotide messenger RNA. RefSeq names its product von Willebrand factor A domain-containing protein 7-like. The record is from RefSeq and is a predicted model, not a curated record. Lineage: Eukaryota; Metazoa; Chordata; Lepidosauria; Squamata; Anguidae. The transcript is spliced from 18 exons. The coding region runs from base 1 to 2790 and encodes 929 amino acids.
AUGGCACUCUCCAGAGUCCUCCCUCUGCUCCUUUGCAUGGGGGUGGUGAGCGGAUUCCGUCCCAACCACGAAUCGGGGGGCAUUGCUCCAUCCGACUUCACAGAUGCCGACAUCACGGAAAUGGGUGCGCUGCGGGCCGUGGCCUGGUACAUGGAGAAGAACCCCUUGCCCGGAAAACUUCCCAUGAGCCCAGGACAGCUAGAAAAUAUGACACCGCUGAAUGCCACUGGGCUCUUCAAGGCCUAUUUCCAAGCUGACGUCUCUCCCAAUCGAUUGAUCAAAGCCCUUCAGGAAAUUAUCGAUGGGAAUAACCAAGUGGAGAUCCACCACAGGGAGGACAGCAGCUUCUUCUUCUACUGCGAAGAGAUUACCAAAAGUAUUCAACAACUGCGAAACCUGAGGGACUCUGUGCUAUCUGGCCUGAAAGGCCACGUGAACUCAUCCGCUUUGGAAUCGGCUCGCCUCAGCGCGGGAAAAGCCCUCCACGUGCUCCAGCAAUUCUACAGCAACACCAACUGGGUUGAACUGGGAAAUGGUCACCCUUACGAAUACCUGUUAAACACAACCAGUCCUGCUUUUCCUGCCGCCCCUGCCUCUAAGGCAACCUGUCGUGACUGCAUCAGAGAAUCAGGGGACCGGUACUUGUGUGAUGGAAACAUACUAACGAAUGACUUGCUCACGAGUGGAUACAAAGUAUCACGAACAUGCAGGAUGAAACGAAGAGGCAAAUGUGGACAUGGGGGGUUAUAUGAUCCCACCCAAGAUUUCCCUCCCACUGGUGGCAUCAACAAAGAGACCUCUAGCCCUCUGCUCUCCCCGCACUAUCGCUUUCAUUCGCAAGCAGCUAAACUAGCCAUACAAGCUACAAGGGACUUCUUUGUUGGAGUUGGAUUUGGCCUUCUUAGCAAGAUGGGUCGCGAUACUUUCCAGAAGUUCUUCAACUUGGACGGCUAUUCCCUCACCUUUGUAAUAGACACAACUGGCAGCAUGUCAGAUGACAUCAACCAAGUCAAAACCACAUGCAUCCAACUCCUCCGGGAAUAUUCUGGGUCCCCUGAUGUACCUUUUAAUUACAUUCUUGUGCCCUUCAAUGAUCCAGUUGUUGGCCCAGUGCAAAAGACUCGUAACGUGGAUGAGAUUGAGUCCUAUAUCUCUAACCUCAGAGCGACUGGUGGAGGUGACUGUCCGGAGAUGUCAUUAUCCGGCCUGAAGUUGGCUCUGCAAGAGAGCUUGCCAAGAUCCAAGAUCUUCACCUUUACUGAUGCUGGAGCUAAAGAUGCAUCGAUGAAGGAUGAAGUCAAACUCCUGAUUGAUUCCUCUGGGUCUGAGGUGAACAGCAUCCUCACAGGAUAUUGUGACAGCCGGAAACGCAGAAGUACUUCUAAGGAAGAGCCGGAGGCUUCUGGGAGAAGUUACGCUAACCUCUACGAAGAACUAGCUGCUUAUUCCGGUGGCUACUAUGCGAGGACUACAAAAAGCCAGCUCAGCCAGAUCCUGGGCAUAAUGGAGCUCUCCCUGAAUGCUGCCCCUGUUAGGGUGGCCCUUGCGCGUCUGGAUGGGACGCAGUUCCCCUUCCCGGUGGAUGAGACCCUCACAGAAAUCACUGUCUCAGUCAAGCAUCUAAGCUCCUCUGCAUUCACCAUGACUGUGCUGCAGCCUUCAGGGGCCCCCGUGGCUUCCACUCACAGCGUGAUCAACACGGACAGCCACAAGAUUGUGAAGGUGUCUCCUAUCACGGAACGGGGUUCGUGGAGUGUGUCUGUGUCUCCCAGUGGCUCCUAUGAGGUGGAAAUCGGAGGCAAGAGCUUGCUUGAUUUUUCCUACCAGAUAAUGGAAAAUCAGGACGAAUACGUUCUUCCUGUCCAGGGACGACCAGUGAGAGGCUCAAACUACACCGUCUCCAUGAAGCUGAUGGGGGAUGCUGGCGGUGUUCAGCUCCAGCGCUUGGUCUCCAUUUCUGAACUAGGGACCCCCAUAGACUCCAUCGCUCUGAACCAAAUCUUUGAUGCCCUCGGCAACCUCUUGGCCAUUGCUCCUGUUUACUUGUAUGCCCCGGUAACCCUGCUGAAGGUGGAAGGUCUGUCUCCGGGCCAUCUGCCGUUCGCACGAGUCAACUCCGACCGCAUCAGCACAGAAUCUGUGCGGGUCGUGCCCUUGCCAGACCAAAACAGCACCUUGUCACCUGGAGGGACUUUGAAGAUCUCUGUCCUAGUGUUGAAUGACGGGCCAGAUGCUUCAUUCACUUUUAAAGUCUGGGAUAAUCUGGGUUUCCUGAGUAGCUUCACGCCAAAGACAAUGUUCAUAAAUUCAGGAAGGAACAUCACCCUCACUGCAACCUUUGUGGCAACUGUAAAGAAUGACAGUUUUGCCUCCAGUGUUGCAACUUUCACAGCUAAAAGCUCAGCAGCCCAGAACUACCUGAAACUGCCCAUCACCGUCAUCCCAGAGACCGCCCUGGAAACAGACGAGAUCCCACCAGUUCACAAGCUUCUUGACCUUUUCAUGCCAUGCAUAGGCAAGAACCAGAACCAACCGGUCUGCUCUCAGCACACUUGGCGCAUGAGGUUUUCCGCUACAGAUGCUCACAGCGCCGUCACUGUCCGAAUCAACGAAAAUCCCUCUGGUCUGUCUUGCAGCCCACGAGGGGCAGCUGGCAACAAGGACGUCAUCUGUCACUAUCAGUCAAAGUGCUGCUCUCCUUAUGCAGAGGUCCUGAUCAGUGAUGAGAAUGGGAACACGGACUCCUUCACAAUAGAUUACAGGCGAACCAGUUCCGUUACAGACUACUGACCAGCAUCACAUGGAUAUCCAUAGAAAUGGAAGUUCUUGAAUCUUAUUCCUUGGUGCCAUUUGUGCCGAGCAGAAGAUAUUAUCCAGAGCCUAAGCUGCCAGGCAGUAGUAACCUGGCCACACCUGUCAUCUUCAUGAUACACAAAGCCAAAUAAAACAAA